GCAGCCCACCGGUCUGUCCCCGCCCCCGAACGUUCCAGAACCAGUCCCUUCCGGUGUCUGUGCGACCCCAUUUUACAGAGACGGAAAUGGAGGACUAAGGUCUGAAGUGAUUCAGGCUUCUUGCACCUGGGUGGCCUCCGUACCGCUCUCUACAACUACAUCUUUGCCAAGAAGCACCGAGGGAGCUUCAUUCUGAGACUGGAGGACACUGAUCAGAGUCGACUGGUACCAAGGGCAGCAGAGAACAUUGAGGACAUGCUGGAGUGGGCAGGUACUGUGUGAAGCUCAUGUGGAACUGAGGAAAGCCGCUGCUCCUGCCACACUGUUGUGUAAACAGGGCCUGAUCACAGCAAUAGAGAAGUUACUAAGGCCACAUCAAUUACUCACACAGAUGACCCUGGGCAUUCCACCUGAUGAAAGUCCCCGUCGGGGUGGUCCUGCCGGGCCCUACACUCAGUCCCAGCGUCUGGCACUGUAUGCCCAGGCCACAGAAGCAUUGCUGAAGUCUGGAGCUGCCUAUCCCUGUUUCUGUUCACCACAGCGGCUGGAGCUCCUGAAGAAGGAAGCCUUGAGGAGCCAGCAGACACCCCGGUAUGACAAUCGGUGCCGGAGCCUGAGCCAGGCACAGGUGGCCCAGAAGCUGGCCGUGGACCCCAAGCCUGCUAUCCGCUUCCGCCUGGAGGAGGCAGCACCAGCCUUCCAGGACCUUGUAUAUGGUUGGACUCAACAUGAAGUGGCCAGUGUGGAGGGGGAUCCAGUUAUCCUGAAGAGUGAUGGCUUCCCCACCUACCACCUAGCCUGUGUGGUGGAUGACCACCACAUGAGCAUCAGCCAUGUGCUGAGGGGCUCUGAGUGGCUCGUCUCCACCUCUAAGCACCUGCUUCUCUACCAGGCCCUGGGCUGGCAACCGCCUCAAUUUGCUCAUCUGCCCCUGCUCCUCAACAGGGAUGGUAGCAAGCUGUCUAAGAGGCAAGGGGACAUUUUCCUGGAACAUUUUGCUGCCUCUGGUUUUCUGCCUGAAGCCUUGCUUGACAUCAUCACCAACUGUGGCUCGGGGUUUGCAGAGAACCAAAUGGGCAGGACCCUGCCGGAGCUGAUAACACAGUUUGACCUGACCCGGAUCACCUGCCACUCAGCCCUACUGGACCUGGAGAAGCUCCCAGAAUUCAAUAGACUGCACCUCCAACGGUUGGUGAGCAGUGAGACCCGAAGACCUCAGUUGGUGAAGAAGCUGCAGGCCCUGGUGAAGGAGGCAUUCGGGAGCCAACUGCAAGACAAGGAUGUUCUGGACCCAGCAUAUGUGGAGAGGAUCAUCCUGCUGCGACAGGGCCACAUCAGCCGUCUGCAGGAUCUGGUCUCCCCAGUGUAUGCCUACUUAUGGACUCGUCCUGCCGUCCAUCGAGCACAACUGGGCGUUGACUCAGAAAAGGUGGAUGUGAUUGUCAAACGCUUGCUGGGAGUUUUAGAAACAUCUGGUUUGAGCCUAACUCAGGAUGUGGUGAACAGAGAACUGAAGAAGCUUUCAGAAGGCCUAGAAGGCACCAAGUACAGCAGCGUGAUGAAGCUCCUCCGAAUGACCCUCAGUGGACAGAUGCAAGGACCUCCUGUGGCUGAGAUGAUGGUGUCCUUGGGCGCAAAGGAAGUACAGGAGCGAAUCCAGAAGGUGCUUUCUAGCUAAGGAGAAGAUGAAUAGGAAUAAGGCAGCUCUGAAGGCCUCUACACAUGGAAACUGCAUUCUGAGGAGAUCAGGAGGCCUGCAGCGCAUUUGGACACUUUCAGGAUCAACAGUAAGAGAAACAGACUCUCUGAAUACCCUCAUCAGCCGGCUUUCGGGGAAGCCCAGCCUGCUUCACCUCGCUGAUUCUGGAAAGGAUGAACUUGAACUCAUACCUUUUUUUUUUUUUUUUAACCUAUUUUGUUUUUGUUUUCUGAGAUAGGGUUUCUCUGUGUAAGAGUCCUGACUGUUCUAGAACUCACUCUGUAGACCAGGUUGGCCUCAAACUCAGAGAUCUGCUUGCCUCUGCCUCCCAAGUGCCGGGAGUAAAGGUGUGUGCCACUACUCCCUGGUUCUUUUCUAUUUUUAAUGUGUUUGGAUAGUUUGCCUCCAUAUUUGCCUGUGUAUCACAUGCAUAUGUCCAGUGAUUCUUGGAAAGGCAAGGAGAACAUGGAUCACCUAGAAAUAGAGUUUCAGAGGGUUUUGAGCUACCAUUUGGGUACUUAGAAUUAAACCCAGGUCUUCUAGAAGGGCAGCCAGUGUUUAAUCACUGAGCCAUCUCUCCAGCCCCUUGUGCUGAUUUUCGUGCCAUAUUCUACAGCAGAUAUUAGGAGCUAGUUUAUAAAAAAGAUCAACAUUCCAAAUCAGUCCAGAGGACUGAGGUCUUGGUUCGUUAGGCUGCAUAAUAAAAUAUCACCGAAUAUAGUGACUUAAACAAAAACUAUUGAUUUGUUUAAUGUCCUAGAGACUGGAAGUACAAGGUAAGUGUCAUAGGGUCAGUUUCUUGAGGGCACCUCUCCUGAAUUGCAGUGUCCUCGCAGGGUCUUUCCUUUGUGCACAUUUAUCCCUGUUUCCUUUCGGUGUAUCCUAGUGUUUCUCAAGGGCACCAGUCAGGCCAAAUGCUACUCACUCUCACAGCCUCAUUUUAGCCUAAAUAACACCCUUUAAAGUCUGACAUCCAAGUGCAGCCUAACAUUGUAUGAUACUGAAGCUUAGGAUUUCUAUAAUUGGAAUAGUAGGCGAGGCGCAGUUUAGUCCACAAUAGUUCAGUGCUAGUCUGGACUCAUGGGUCCCAAUUCUCAGGCCCCUUCUGAAGGUAGAGCCAUAAUGGACAGACAAGCAGGACCAAAUAGACAUCAGACUUUGCUUUCAAUUGUAAAGAGAGAAGUUGCUCUUCUAGCCAGGUAAACACUUGUGUUUGGUGUUGCUUUUUGUCCUUGGACUUAGGGUAGCCUGUGUCUUCUUUCCUUGAAGGUCAUCUGCUCUCUUCCAGUUCCCAAGACGUGAUGCUUAAACUAGAGACCUUCACUCUUCUUAUAUUUGGUGCCUUUCAUCAUAUCCACCAUUGCUUAUAAGUCAUUGUAUUCAGAUUCCUGAAAUCAGGUUUCUGUUCUUGACGUCCUAACUAACUCAGAGUAGCUUAAGGAGCAUGGUGACCAGGUACCUGGCUUCUAGUCUUUCUUAGGGACAGCCUCUCUGCACCAGCACUCUCUCCUGAGGACAACAGAUGUGUAACCAGUAGGCUUUUAGAGUGGUAGAGGCUUGAUCACAAAGGACCUUGCCAUCUCCUGUAACCAGGAAGACUCUCAGUGGAGGAACUGGAACACCAACCCAGCCUCAAAACCUUCAACCUACAAUUUGUCCUGCCUACAAAAUAUGCUGUGGUAAAGGUGACACAGAAAUUGGGAGUGGAUAACCAAUGUCCUCCCCAGCUUGAGAUCCAUGCCACAAGAGGGAGCCCACCCCUGACACUGCCUGGAAAGCUGGAAAGCCAGGAACCAAAAGCUAGGUAGCCAGAGACCUAGCUAGGAUAGAGCCAAACAUGACUGGCCAAAAAAAAAAAGUAAAUAAAAUAAUUCCUAAUGAUACUCUGCUAUACUCAUAGACCAGAGUCUAGCAUAAUUGUUGUCAGAGAGGCUUCAUCCAUCAACUAAGGAAACAGAUGCAGAACUCAGGGAAUCCUGCGGAAGAGGGGGUAGAAGAAUUGUAGAAACCAGAGGGAACAAGGACACUACAAGAAAACUCAUAGAAUCAAUUAACUUGGGCCUAUAGGGACUCACAAAGACUGAACCAAGAACCAGGGAGCCUGCGUGGAUCUGACUUAGGCCCUCUACAUAAUGUGUGAUAGUUUUGUAGCUUGGUGUUCUUGUGGAACCCCUAAUAGUGGGAACAGGGGCUGUCUGAAUUUUUUUGCCUGCUUUUGUGACUUUUUCCCCUCAGUGGGUCACCUUGUCCAGCCUUAGGGGAAGUGCAUUGUCUUAUUGCAACUUGAUAAGCUAUGUUUGGUUGGUAUUGCUGGAAGGCCUGCCGUUUUUUAAGGGAAAUGGAGAGGGAUUGGUUGGGGAAAGCUGAGAGGAGAGAAGAGGAGGAAACUACAGUUGAAAUGUAAUAUAUGACAAAAAAUAAAUUAAUAAAAAACCUGGAAAAUAUGAAGUGGAUAAGUAGAACUUGGAACCUAUACUGCUGAUGGAAAUAUAAAAACAUUAGUAGCUAAACAAAGAGCUGACCCAGCAACUCUAUUCCUAGGCAUAAACCACCACCCCCAAAAAAAUACUUGUUUACUAUUAUUCAUUAUUAUUCAUAGUAAGUGACUAAUAAUAGGAGAAAAACAAAAGAAAAAAAACAGAAAAUAAAAAAAUAAAGUACCUUGCAGCUUCUCGCUGGUUCUCUUAUCUUCAUCUCAGGGAAAGCCAGCUUCCAGGUCAUGAAGAAGCUCGAGCUCUUGCAUCUCCCAGGGGUCCACAUGACAUUGGAGCCUCCUGUUAGCAGCCAUGUGAGUGAACCAUAUUGGAAGCUGGUCCUCCAGCUGCAGCUGAGCACCUCCUGAGACCCUCAGCCACAGUACUCAGAGAACACUCUGGAACCUGAGACCAAGAUUGUGAGACAGUAAAUGUUCAUUUAAAGGGACUUGCUUUGAGAGUAAUUUAUUACCUAGCAGUAGAUAAUUGCUAUUCUCUCCUCGUCCAGGUAAGUAUAGAAAAGGAUUAAAUAGAGCUUUUUGAGCCUUGCUUAGAAAAAGAAAUGUUCUUCGUUUGCAAGAAAAUCAAGUCUAAAUUGGUGGAAAUAGAGCCCCCCCCCCC
Alexandromys fortis (reed vole) is the source of this 4794-nucleotide messenger RNA. It is a transcript of the gene Ears2, whose product is annotated as glutamyl-tRNA synthetase 2, mitochondrial. Gene Ontology annotation, biological process: glutamyl-tRNA aminoacylation. The coding region runs from base 392 to 1678 and encodes 428 amino acids. Gene Ontology annotation, cellular component: mitochondrion. NCBI's taxonomy places the organism in Eukaryota, Metazoa, Chordata, Mammalia, Rodentia, Cricetidae. Gene Ontology annotation, molecular function: tRNA binding; ATP binding; glutamate-tRNA ligase activity. The record is from RefSeq and is a predicted model, not a curated record. The transcript has 10 exons.